Molecule: messenger RNA, 690 nt
Organism: Glycine soja
Lineage: Eukaryota; Viridiplantae; Streptophyta; Magnoliopsida; Fabales; Fabaceae
Source: the annotation of a RefSeq genome assembly
AUGACAAAAAAGAAAACAUUCAUUCCCCUUCUAUAUCUUACAUCUAUAGUCUUUUUGCCCUGGUGUAUCUCUUUCACAUUUAAGAAAAGUCUCGAAUCUUGGUUUAUUGAUUGGUGGAAUACUAGGCAAUCCGAAAUUUUCUUGAAUGAUAUUAAAGAAAAGAGUAUUCUAAAAAAAUUCAUAGAAUUUGAAGAACUGUUUUUCUUAGAUGACAUGUUAAAGGAAUGUCCGGAAACACAUCUACAAAACCUGCGUACUGGAAUCUAUAAAGAAACAAUCCAAUUAAUCAAAACGCACAACGAAGAUCGUAUGAAUACGAUUUUGCACUUCUCGACAAAUAUAAUUUGUUUCUUUAUUCUAAGCGGUUAUUCUAUUCUUGGUAAUCAAGAACUUGUUCUUAUUAACUCUUUGGUUCGAGAAUUUAUAUAUAAUUUAAGUGACACAAUAAAAGCUUUUUCUAUUCUUCUAUUAACUGAUUUAUGUAUAGGAUUCCAUUCAACCCAUGGUUGGGAACUAGUGAUUGGUUUCGUCUAUAAAGAUUUUGGAUUUGCUCAAAAUGAUCAAAUUAUAUCUGGUCUUGUUUCCACUUUUCCAGUCAUUUUAGAUACAAUUUUAAAAUAUUGGAUUUUUCGUUAUUUAAAUCGCGUAUCUCCAUCACUUGUAGUGAUUUAUCAUUCAAUGAAUGAUUGA